AUGUGCGGCAGCGUGAAGCUAGUCGCGAAACGCUACGUGCCCAAUGGUGCGGUCCCUGCGGGUUUGACUCUGCUCUUUACUCACUGCACCGGAUCACACAAGGAGUCCUGGGAGGUCGUCAUCGCUGAGCUACUUCAGCUCAAAGACUCUGCGUUCAACGCGCCCGUCGUGCGCGAGGCGUGGUCCGUCGACUGGCAGAGCCAUGGCGAAGCUGCGACUGUGAACGAGAACAUUCUGAAGAUCGACACUGAGGGCCUUUCUGUAACAGAGUAUGCCGCCGGUCUCCGUGCCCUUGUUUGUUCAGAGCACCUCUCUGGACACCAACUCGUAGCCAUCGGACACUCUGCGGGAGUGACUGCCAUACUGCUUUCUACGCUCUCAUUGCCAUCCGACAAGACGCCCUAUCGCGCUGUUGUUUUCAUGGAGCCCUCCCUUGUCACGCGCGACGCGUUCAACAAGCACGGCGUCAACAGGAAGGCAGCACUGGAGAUGAUGUACAAGGCUAUGGAAGCGCGCAAGGAUACGUGGAACAGCCGCGAGGAGGCCCUUGCGUACUUCAAGGAGCGCCUCCCUUGGAAGAUGUGGGAUCCACGGAUCCUCGAGUUACUUGCGCGCCAUGGCCUCAAGGAAGUCCGUGGGCGGGAGAACGGCGAGGAUGUGACCAAAGUCAGUUUGGCGUGUACGACAUUGCAAGAGAAGAAGGCCUUCGCGGACACCGAACCGCACUUCACCGCGACCGAGCGAAUUGGCACGCUCGAUCCCCAAAUCGAGGUACAUUGCAUUCUCGGCGAACGAUCAGACGUGGUCCCGAAGUACUGCCACGACUCCAUUUUAGAGCUACGCAAAGUCACGUCCAUACAGUAUGUUCAGCGAGCCGGGCAUUUUGCCCUACAAGAGAACCCGGAUGGUCUAGCAGCGUGCAUUGCAAAUGUCUUGAGAAGUCUUGCUAGCGCGCGCUCAAAACUAUAA
Messenger RNA from Fomitopsis serialis, 969 nucleotides. Its product is annotated as alpha/beta-hydrolase. The record is from RefSeq and is a predicted model, not a curated record. Bases 1 to 969 code for a protein of 322 amino acids. Lineage: Eukaryota; Fungi; Basidiomycota; Agaricomycetes; Polyporales; Fomitopsidaceae. The transcript is spliced from 8 exons.